This is a messenger RNA of Musa acuminata AAA Group (dessert banana), 1343 nucleotides long. RefSeq names its product cyclin-D4-1-like. The transcript is spliced from 6 exons. Gene Ontology annotation, cellular component: nucleus; cytoplasm; cyclin-dependent protein kinase holoenzyme complex. Gene Ontology annotation, biological process: regulation of cyclin-dependent protein serine/threonine kinase activity; mitotic cell cycle phase transition. The record is from RefSeq and is a predicted model, not a curated record. NCBI's taxonomy places the organism in Eukaryota, Viridiplantae, Streptophyta, Magnoliopsida, Zingiberales, Musaceae. The coding region runs from base 174 to 1214 and encodes 346 amino acids. Gene Ontology annotation, molecular function: cyclin-dependent protein serine/threonine kinase regulator activity.
UCCACUGCCUCUCCCUCUCCAGAGAGCACUACCAACUUUGAAAUCGUUUUCUCCGUGAAAAAGGAGGCACCUUUGAAUGAGGAAGCAGGAGGGAAAACAAGGACCUUGUGUCAACCGUAAAGGUUGAGCUUUAGUCCCACCAUUAUCCUUGCCUUUUGAUAUAUCAAGCAGCAAUGGUUCCGAGCUAUGACUAUGCUUCCUCUGCCCUCCUCUGCGUUGAGGACAACAGUUGCAUCCUGGGUUUUGAUGACGGUGACGGUGAUAACGACGAGGACGAGGAGCAUACCCGUGGUUGUGUUUCUCAACAAAAAAGGUGCGAUUUUUAUGGGGAUUUCCCCACGGGCUUUCCCCCCCAAUCGGACGAGUGCUUGGCUUUCCUGGUCGAGAGGGAGUCCGCGCAUAUGCCGAGGGAGGACUAUGCCGAGAGGCUGCGUUCCGGGUCAUUAGACUUGUCCAUUAGGAGAGAUGCCAUUGAUUGGAUAUUGAAGGUCCAUGCGCAUUAUAAUUUGGGACCAUUGAGUGCCUAUUUAUCUGUAAACUACUUGGAUCGGUUCCUCUCUACCUAUGAGCUUCCUGAAGGCAAGGCUUGGAUGACACAACUAUUAUCUGUGGCAUGCUUAUCAUUGGCUGCGAAGAUGGAGGAAACCGAUGUCCCUCUCUGCCUGGACUUGCAGGUGGGCGAGGCAAAAUAUGUAUUUGAAGCUAGGACUAUACGGAGAAUGGAGCUUCUGGUUCUGAGCACACUUAAAUGGAGGAUGCAAGCUGUGACUCCAUUCUCUUUUAUCGACUUCUUCCUGAACAAAUUCAGUGGUGGCAGUGUGCCAACUAAAGCGGCGAUCUGUCGAUCGAUGGAGCUCAUUUUGAGCACAAUUAGAGGGAGUGAUUUGCUAGAAUUCAGGCCUUCCGAGACUGCUGCAGCCAUUACAGUGUUGGUUUUGGAACAGACACAAACCAUGGAUGUUGAGAAAGCUGUGUCCGGUUGCAUCCAAGUAUCAAAGGAGCAAGUGUUGAGAUGUUAUCAAGUGAUUAUAGAUAUGGAAUUGAGGAGAAACAGGGAACUCAAAAAUGAUAGCAUAUCACUCAAAAAUGAUAGCCCCAUUGGUGUCCUGGAUGCCGCAUGCCUGAGCUAUAAAAGCGAUGAGAGAACUGCUGAAUCACAUGUAACAUGUCAUCAUAGUUCUGCAAGUAAAAGGAGGAAAAUAAGCAGGCCAUGAAUGAAAAGCUUGGUAUCUCUCAUCUGCUUGGGAGGAUUUGUUACCAUCAAACUGGUAGUUUGAUAUGGCCAUAAUCUUAGAUUAAAAAAAGAAAAAAGAAUAAUUUCUCAUAUGCCUACAAUUUGAAUG